UUGUUGUGAUCUAACAUGGCGGAGAGUAGUGUUGUUGCUGUUCUGUGUCUACGUCAAUUUUAGCGCGAUAUCAAGCACACACGAGACAGAAAGAACGAUGCUGAGUGCUUCUAAAUCGUCGAGAGUUCGUAGAAAGUAGAUUUAUUAACGGAGACAGUUGUGUCGCGAAAUUGUGCUACGUGUUACAGAGUGAAACUCUCGCGAAACCCCGAGGAUAUACACCAAGGCACAGGAGAAUUCGUCUUCGCAAAGGAUCUCGACGACAAUACCCCUCACCCACCGUUAAAGCCCCGUCCGUCCCCUCAUCCUUCAUAUUAAAAAAAAGAGUCGCGUCGAAUUUUUCAAGUUUUCACAAAAAAAAACAAUUUUGUUUCCCGCGUUCUUAUAUUUACCUGGAGAGUAUCCUUAUGCAACGUUUCACGUAAACACCCUCUGGAAGGAUAACUUUCUCUCCCCUAUAUUACAUGUCUGAACAUGCAAUUCAGGUAAUCAAAAAACUUCUCAAAAAUCAUCGUAUUUGAAAGUUUUGCAAAAAAAAAAAACAAAAGUCCUUGAAAACGAGUUUAAAAAACUUUUCAUCAUAAAUAUUUCUGGAGUGUAUAUUAUUUUUAACUUACUGUCUGAAAAAAAAUAUUGGCCAUCAACAAUUUUUUUUUUUUUUUUUUUUUUUUGGUGAAAUGUACAAAUGAUUUCCUCGGCGAAGAUUCAUAGACACUUUUUAGUUUAAAUGUGGAAAAUUAGUUAUUGAAAGUUGAAAUAAAUUUGCAAAUAUGAUAAUUGAAUUAAGUGUGAUUAUGAAUUGGUGAAAAAAAAAAUAAUAAAUAAACAAUUGCGGCACCUAGUGAAUUGAAAGAAAAAGUGAAGAAGAUCCCUUUGAAAUAAGUGAUAAACGUGAAAAAGUAAUGAUAUUUAGUUUAGGGUAGAAUUGAACCCAUAGAAUAUCAUUUUCACCAUGACAGACACACGUAGAAGAGUUAAAUUGUACGCACUAAAUGUAGAUAGGCAAUGGGACGAUCGUGGUACUGGUCACGUUUCCUCAUCGUAUGUCGAUAGACUAAAAGGAAUUUCCCUUUUAGUAAGAGCCGAAAGCGAUGGAUCCGUUUUACUUGAAAGUAAAAUUCAACCGGAUACUGCAUAUCAAAAACAACAAGAUACGUUGAUUGUAUGGUCGGAAGGUGACAACUUUGAUUUGGCAUUGAGUUUUCAGGAGAAAGCCGGUUGCGAUGAAAUAUGGGAGAAAAUUUGUCAAGUUCAGGGUAAGGAUCCAUCGGUGGAAAUUACUCAAGAUAUUGUUGAGGAAUCGGAAGAUGAAAGAUUUGACGAUAUGUCCGAUUCGGCGCCACCAAUUGAAUUACCACCAUGUGAAUUGGCGCGUCUUGAGGAUAUUAAUGAAUUAAUUGGCAAUUGUUUACCAUCACCUGUGAGAAAAGAAAAAUUGGCCAUGGCACUUGAAUCAGAGGGUUAUAUAAAAAAAUUAUUAAAUCUUUUUCAUACAUGCGAGGAUUUAGAGAAUACUGAGGGUCUACAUCAUCUUUAUGAUAUAUUUAAAAAUAUUUUUCUUCUCAAUAAAAAUGCACUUUUUGAAGUGAUGUUUAGCGAUGAUACAAUAUUUGAUGUUGUUGGUUGUCUUGAAUAUGAGCCAACAUUACCACAACGUAAAAGGCAUCGUGAAUAUCUUCAACAAUUAGCAAGAUUUAAACAGGCAAUACCAAUAACAAACGCUGAAUUAUUGGCAAAAAUUCAUCAAACCUAUCGCGUUCAAUAUAUACAAGAUGUUGUAUUACCAACACCAAGUGUCUUUGAGGAUAAUAUGCUCAGUACAUUGAGUAGUUUUAUUUUCUUUAAUAAAGUUGAAAUUGUCACAUUAAUUCAGGAUGAUGAGAAAUUUCUCACUGAAUUAUUUCGUCAAUUAACUGAUGAGGCAACAUCCGAUAAUAAACGACGUGAUCUUGUUCUUUUUCUUAAAGAAUUUUGCAAUUAUUCACAAAAUUUACAACCCCAGGGUAAAGAGGGUUUUUAUAAAACAUUAACAGCUCUUGGUAUUUUACCGGCACUUGAAAUUACACUUGCUAUUAAUGAUUCACAAACAAAAACGGCGAGUAUCGAUAUUCUCACUUAUAUUGUUGAAUAUUCACCAAGUGUUGUGCGUGAUUAUACAUUACAACAAAUUAAUAAUACCGAGCAAGAUCAAAUGUUGGUUAAUGUUGUUGUUGCACAAUUGGUAAAUGAUAAUGAUCCUGAAUUAGGUGGUGCUGUACAAUUAGCCGGUGUAUUACGUCUUCUUCUUGAUCCAGAAAAUAUGCUUGCUUCUGUAAAUAAAUCAGAGAAGGCGGAUUUUUUGCAUUAUUUUUAUAAAAACAGCAUUGGUACAUUAAUUGCACCAUUAUUGGCAAAUACUGUCGAUGAAAAACCAGCAAAAGAAGAUUAUCGAACAGUACAAUUGCUUGGUUUAAUUCUUGAGCUAUUAUCAUUUUGCGUUGAACAUCAUUCGUAUCAUAUAAAAAAUUGCAUUAUGAAUAAAGAUUUGCUCAGAAGAAUAUUAGUUCUUAUGAAAUCAACGCAUACAUUUCUUGUAUUGUGCGCAUUGAGGUUUAUGAGGAAAAUAAUUGCAUUAAAGGAUGACAUUUAUAAUAGACAUAUUAUUAAAGGAAAUCUAUUUGCACCUGUUUUUGAUGCAUUCGUCAGGAAUAAUGGAAGAUAUAAUCUUCUUGAUUCAGCCAUACUGGAAAUGUUCGAAUUUAUUAAAUUGGAGGACAUAAGAUCAUUAUCUUCGCACGUUGUAGAAAAUUUCUCGAAACAAUUGGAAACUAUAAAUUACGUUCAAACGUUUAAGGCAUUGAAAUUGAGGCAUGAUCAACAUCAAGCCAAACUCAAGGAUCGAGAUAGAUCAACGCUUGAUAGUGUACCAUCGAUAUUGAGAAAUAGCCGAUAUCGACGAGAUCAACGACAACUUGACGAGGACGAGGAAAUGUGGUUUAAUGAAGAGGAAGAUUUUGAUGAUAGUGAAGCUGUUGUUCCUGCUGCAGCCGCUGAUUUAGUGCCACCUGCAUCAGCGAAAAAGCAACCGCCAUCACCGAAUUCAUCACCAAAUCCAGUACCGGCUGAUUCGAAAAGUCAACAACAGACUGUUCUUAAUAAUAAUACUUCCAGCAAUACUGUCACCACACCACAAACACCGAUCAACAAUAGUGUACCAAUUGCGAGUGAAUCACCUGUCAAUGCGGAUAAUAGUCCAAGUACCGCUGUCAGUUCCACUGAUAAAGCAGGCGCAAAUAUUUUCAAAAAGGGUCUUGUCGACUAUGAGGGCGAUUCAGAUGAAGAAGAGGAUGACUCGGAAUUGAGUCCGUCGCCAAAACGGCAACGGAUGUCAUAGUAGGCGAACUGUCAAUCGGUAACACGAGUGCUGUGACAAUUUAGUUGCCGUAUUCAUUAAGUACCCCCGCGAUUAAAAAAAAAACGGAUCGUUCUUCUCGUUCAAAUUUUCAUCUUUCGUUUAUCUACACACUUAAAAAUGGAGUAGAACCCGAAAGUCGAGGAACUCGUCGUCAUCAUCAUCGUUUUUUUUUUUUUUUUAAAGUGAGUGAGGUUGAAAGAGAGAGAGAGAGAUAGAGAAAGAAAGGAAGAGAGAUAGAGAUAACGUAUUAAUGCGGGAUACUUAAAAUAUAAAUAUAUAUAUUAAAGAAAAAAAAAAUCCAUAAUUGAAAGAAGAGAGAAAGUAAGAAAGAAAGGCAGGUAGGCAAAAAAGAUGGGAAGGUAUUUAAAAACAAAAAAGUGAAUGAUGGACGUUUAAACUGUUUGUCAGAAUUAUUAUGUACAGUAUGAGAAAAUGAUGGAAAAAAAACAAGUAAGAGAUCUCCAAGGGGGUUGUUUUUAUCGAGAGAGAGAGAGAAAGAGAAAAAGUGAAGAAAUCGCGGGAACAUCGAUAGUGGAUUUUGUUAAGAACUAUACGGAACUGUCUUGAUAUCUUCGUAAGAUAGAGAUAAGAAUUUAAACGUCUGUAUUCGAUUAAGAAAAAAAGAGAAAUUGAGAGAAAGAAAGUAAGUAAAUUGUAAUUCAUUCCAGUGGUUUUAAAAAAAAAAAAUAAUAAUAAUGACCCCACAAUUAAUUGAAAACUCUUUAUUGAGUGACAGUUUAUCGGGACGAAAAAAUAAUGGAAGCGAGAGAAUGUGUGUGUAUGAGAAAAAUAGAGCAAAAACAAUCAUCUAAGGGCCUAUUUACAAGAAAAGAUUUUCCAUCCGUUUGUCAAAAAGAAGAAGAAGAAGAAAAAUGAAAGAGACGGGAUAAGUUCGUGGGUGUUUUUCCGGUAAGAUUAUAUAUAAUUUUAUUUUUUUAUUUAAAUUUUUUUUUUUCAAUAAAACUAAAAGCUGAACGCUUUUUUUUAUCGACUAAACAUUAUCUACGAAUUCGAACCCCGUGUAUUUUCGAUCGACUCUCUCGAGCGUGUUUGUUGGUUGGCUUUGAAAAAAAAAGAAAAAGAAAAACCACUUCCGGUCGUGACAGACGAUUUUUGAAUGAGGACGAAUUGUAGAUUCGUAUCCAGUAAAACUGUGAGAUUAUUCGACUUUCAUUUGUACAUAUUAUACAUACGUAUUGCACCCCGGAGUUUCUCAAAAACAAAAAAAAAAAGGAAAAAAAAAAAAAUUGGCACGAAAUAUCCUCUUACCCCCCCCCCCCCCCUUUAAAUAUAAAAACACGUAGAGCCGAGAAUCGUGUGAAAGAUAUAUACAUAUAUAUAUUUAUAUGUACGCUCUGCCUGAAUUUCUUAUCUCCUUUGAGAUAUUUUCAAUGAGCUUUCAAAUAAAAUUUCCAAUUAUAAUUAUUAUUAUUAUUAUUAUUAUUAUUAUUAUUGUAAGUAGCGUAAAUUGUACAAUAAUUCUUUUAUUUGUGUAACAAUCAUCGGCCGGCUUCACAUGUCAAAUACUAAUCGUUUAUUGACAAGUCUUUAAAAAAAAGGUGAUUUUUCUUUAAUUAAAAUUAAAAAGAAAAGUUUCUUUAUAAAAAUUCACGUUUACAUUAAAAAAAUAUAUAUAUAUAUAUAUUCACAAAAAAAAGAAAGAUUCUUUUUUUUAAAUUCUUUAAUAUUGAAUUUUUUUGUCAAAAAUAAUAUUCAAAUGAAGAAUAUUUUUUUUCGAGAAAGAAAAUUUUUGAGACUUUUCUCAAAAAUUGUUAAUGUGAAUUUUUUUUUUUUUAAAGAAACUUUGUUUUAAAAAGAUAAGAAAUUUGAAGACGACGAAUUCUCUCUAUGUUCAAGACAAGAGAAUUUCGGGACAUGUAAAUUUCAGUGGGUUUUAAGUUGUGAGACAAAAAAAAAAAAAAAAAAAAAAAAAAAAAAGAAGAA
Leptopilina boulardi is the source of this 5338-nucleotide messenger RNA. RefSeq names its product serine/threonine-protein phosphatase 4 regulatory subunit 3 (gene flfl). The transcript is spliced from 5 exons. The record is from RefSeq and is a predicted model, not a curated record. The coding region runs from base 953 to 3373 and encodes 806 amino acids. Gene Ontology annotation, molecular function: protein phosphatase activator activity. Gene Ontology annotation, cellular component: nucleoplasm; protein phosphatase 4 complex. Lineage: Eukaryota; Metazoa; Arthropoda; Insecta; Hymenoptera; Figitidae. Gene Ontology annotation, biological process: DNA damage response; protein dephosphorylation.